Messenger RNA from Aureobasidium musti, 3630 nucleotides. The record is from the annotation of a GenBank genome assembly. NCBI's taxonomy places the organism in Eukaryota, Fungi, Ascomycota, Dothideomycetes, Dothideales, Saccotheciaceae.
AUGUCGUCCAACACAUAUCCCACCAUGCUCACAAAGUUCGAGUCCAAGUCGUCGAGAGCAAAGGGCAUUGCCUUCCAUCCCAAGCGACCAUGGAUCCUCGUCUCUCUGCAUUCUUCGACCAUCCAGCUAUGGGACUACCAACACGAUGGCCCUGUACGAGGUGUCGACUUCCACAAGACCCAACCCCUCUUCGUGUCCGGUGGUGACGACUACAAGAUCAAGGUCUGGUCGCUUCAGACUCGUCGCUGCCUCUUCACCCUCAAUGGCCAUCUUGACUAUGUCCGCACCGUCUUCUUCCAUCACGAGCUUCCCUGGAUCAUUUCGGCCUCGGAUGACCAGACCAUUCGCAUCUGGAACUGGCAGAACCGCUCGCUGAUCUGUACCAUGACCGGCCACAACCAUUACGCCAUGUGCGCUCAAUUCCACCCCAAAGAAGACCUCGUCGUUUCUGCCUCGCUCGAUCAGUCUGUUCGCGUUUGGGACAUUUCGGGCCUCCGCAAGAAGCAUUCGGCCCCCACCUCGAUGACUUUUGAAGACCAGAUGGCUCGCGCCAACGCAAACCAGGCAGACAUGUUCGGCAACACAGACGCUGUGGUCAAGUUUGUGCUCGAAGGCCACGACCGUGGUGUCAACUGGGUUUCCUUCCACCCUACUCUGCCGCUUAUCGUCUCGGCUGGCGACGAUCGCUUGAUCAAGCUCUGGAGAAUGAGCGAAACAAAAGCUUGGGAGGUUGAUACAUGCAGAGGUCACUUCCAGAACGCUUCAGCCGCUCUAUUCCACCCUCAUCAGGACCUGAUCCUCUCGGUUGGUGAGGACAAGACUUUGCGCGUCUGGGACCUCAACAAGCGCUCCUCGGUCCAGUCGUUCAAGCGUGAGAAUGAUCGUUUCUGGACCAUUGCCGCUCAUCCUGAGAUCAACCUUUUCGCCGCUGGUCACGAUAACGGUGUCAUGGUCUUCAAGCUCGAGCGUGAACGUCCUGCUUCGGCUGUCUACCAAAACAACCUCUUUUACAUCACAAAGGACAAACAAGUUCGCUCGUACGACUUCACUAAGAACAUUGAGAGUCCUUCGAUGCUCUCACUCAAGAAGCUUGGCAGCCCUUGGGUGCCUCCGCGUGCUAUCUCAUACAACCCUGCGGAGCGUGCCGUUCUGGUUACCUCACCUGCAGAUGGUGGUUGCUAUGAAUUGAUUAACUUGCCUAGAGACGCCUCUGGUGCCGUAGAGCCUACUAACUCUUUGCGCGGCACUGCAACUUCAGCUGUUUUCGUCGCCCGUAACCGCUUUGCUGUUUUCAACCAGCCUAAUCAGCAGAUUGACAUCAAGGAUCUUCAAAACUCGACUACCAAGACUAUCAAGCCUCCGCCAGGCACCGUCGACAUCUACUUUGGUGGCACUGGCUGCUUGUUGCUCAUUACUCCUACUUCGGUUGUUCUCUACGACAUUCAGCAGAAGAAGCAGCUUGCCGAGCUUGCUGUCAAUGGCGUGAAGUAUGUUGUCUGGUCCUCUGAUGGUUUGUACGCCGCUCUGCUUAGCAAGCACAACGUGACUAUUGUCAACAAGUCUCUGGAACAGGUCAGCACGCUGCAUGAGACUAUCCGCAUCAAGAGCGCUGUUUGGGAUGAUACCGGUGUCCUUCUUUACUCGACCCUCAACCACAUCAAGUACACUCUCAUGAAUGGCGACAACGGAAUUGUCCGCACCCUCGACCAGACCGUCUACCUCGUUCGUGUCAAGGGCAGAAGUGUCUACUGUCUGGAUAGAGCUGCCAAGCCCAAGGUCAUGACUAUUGACCCAACAGAAUACCGUUUCAAGAUGGCUCUCGUUAAGAGACACUACGAUGAGAUGCUGAAUAUCAUCAAGAACUCAAGUCUUGUCGGUCAGAGCAUCAUCUCUUACUUGCAGAAGAAGGGAUACCCUGAGAUCGCUCUCCAAUUCGUUCAGGAUCCUCAAACCAGAUUCGAGCUGGCUAUCGAGUGCGGAAACCUCGAGGUUGCUGUCGAGAUGGCCAAGCAGUUGGACCGCCCCAAGCUUUGGCAACGCUUGAGCACAGAAGCUCUGGCUCAUGGCAACCACCAAGUUGUUGAGAUGACCUACCAAAAAUUGCGCAACUUUGACAAGCUUUCGUUCCUGUACUUGUCGACUGGUGACGAGUCAAAGCUACACAGAAUGGCUAAGAUUGCCGAGCACCGUGGCGACAUGACUUCUCGCUUCCAAAACUCUCUCUACCUUGGUGAUGUUCAAACCAGAAUCGAAAUGCUCAAGGAGAUUGACCAGUAUCCUCUUGCUUACUUGACUGCUAAGGCCAACGGUAUGGAGGAGGAGUGUCAAAACAUCCUUGAGGCUGCCGGUCUUACGGAAGAUCAAGUUACCAUGCCUGACACUGGCAAGCCGCUAGCGACACCACCCGUCAUUGUUCCUACCUUCCAGUCAAAUUGGCCCGUUAAAUCGUCUGGUGCAUCGUCCUUCGAGAAGGCUUUGCUCGCCGAUGGUGGCGCCGAGGAGGUUGUGCCCGCAACCAAUGGCUACGACGCUGACUUCCUUGAGGCUGAGACUGCUGCUCCUGAGGAGACUGCUGAGAUUGAACAAGAAGAUGAUGAGGAUGCUGCUGGUUGGGACAUGGGUGAUGAUAGCUUCGCUGAAGCCGAAGAAGAAUUCGUAAACGUUGAGACCGUCGAAGCAGGCGCUGGUAGCAGCGAAGCAGAUGUGUGGGCACGCAACUCACCAGUUGCUGCAGAUCACGUUGCCGCUGGAUCUUACGAGUCUGCCAUGAACCUCCUCAACAGACAAGUUGGCGCAGUCAACUUCAAACCUCUCGAGGCCAGGUUCGAGGAGAUUUACACUGCUUCGCGCACAUUCUUGCCGGCAAACCCUGAGUUGCCGCCUCUAGUCAAUUAUGUCCGCCGCACACUCAAGGAGACCGAUUCACGAAAGAUUCUGCCCUUCAUUCCUGGCGAUCUUGAGACGAUAACCACCACAGAUCUCCAAGCAGGAAAGCAAUCGAUGCAGAAGAACAAGCUUGAGGAUGGUGUUCAAAUAUUCCGCAAGAUUUUGCAGACCCUGAUUGUUAAUGCUGUCUCGUCGCAAGCACAAGUCAACGAGGCAAAGGAGCUUAUCCAGACAGCUGCACAAUACGUUCUUGCAAUGUCAAUCGAGUUGACGCGCAGAGAGCUUGUUGGGGGAACCACAGAUUUGAGCUCUUUCUCCGACGAGGACAAGAAGCGUGCCCUUGAACUGUCAGCUUAUUUCACAGUCCCUGCUAUCGAGCCCCAACAUCAGACCCUGGCCUUGUUCACUGCCAUGAACUUUGCACACAAGAACAAGCAGCUGAGCAGUGCUCUUAACUUCGCCAAUGCGCUUAUUGAGAGAGGAACAAACGCUCGUUUCAAGGAGAACAAGGUUAAGGCUGUAUGCGAACGCCAACCCGGAGAUGCGGUCGAGAUUGAGUAUGACUCGUUCGCCGAGUUCGACGUUUGCGGUGCAUCAUACACACCGAUCUACAGCGGCGAGCAAAGCGUAAGCUGCCCUUACGAUGGCGUCAAGUAUCAAGCACAGUACAAGGGUACGGUCUGUAAGGUGUGCGAGAUCUGCGCCAUCGGAGCUCCGGCUAGCGGUUUGAGGCUGACUGUUUAA